Penicillium maclennaniae is the source of this 1608-nucleotide messenger RNA. RefSeq names its product FAD binding domain protein. The transcript has 6 exons. Lineage: Eukaryota; Fungi; Ascomycota; Eurotiomycetes; Eurotiales; Aspergillaceae. Bases 1 to 1608 code for a protein of 535 amino acids. The record is from RefSeq and is a predicted model, not a curated record.
AUGCACCCAGAUAAUGGUAUCUACGAUGUCAUCAUCAUUGGCGCUGGACCAUGUGGCCUUGGAGUCGCCGCUCGACUGCACGAAGAGACCCCUUCGGCUUUGUUCACAGACGAAGAACAUCAAAGAUACCAUUGGAUCAAAAAGCAUACGGGUCGGAUGAAGCUUGUUCAAGCUGGCCACGCCAAGAUCAACGGCUCUCGCGCUGAGAAGUGGAACCGAGGCCAGAAAUGCACGUGCGACAAUGUACAGGACAAGGAGCGGCGAAGAUCCACAGAUUCGACAUCUUCGGUGCCUUCGCUCUCAUCUGCCUCUUCAGUCUCAUCGGACGACUCCAUCUCAACGCUUACGCUAGAAAUCAAGCAGUUGAGAAGCCCAAUGUUCUUCCAUCCCGAUCCUGGUGAUAGAGAUGGCAUGUUGGCAUAUACACAAGAGGUUGGCCGGGAAGAUGAUCUGUGGGAGAUUUCGGGUUGCGUCGGGAAAGAAAUGAGCAAGCAUAAGAAAAAGAAGAGACGGCAAGGCGGGAAAUCCCAGACUAUUGGCGGUGUCGAGAUCGAUGAGCGUGACCGCAAAGAUUAUUUUUCUCCAUCAACUGAUCUUUUCGCCGAUUAUUGCGCGUCGAUUAUCGAUCGAUAUGGUCUGAACGAACCGAAUCUCAUCCAGAAACAAGAAGUUGCCGACAUUACUUACGGUUAUCUCCCCGAGGAUGAAGCCACGCCGGUAUCCAACUCAAAGACUUUCACGAUUACUACCACAAUGGGCCAAAAGUUCUAUAGCCGAACGACUGUGCUUGCUAUUGGAGCGGGGGAGCGGAUCAAGUCAUUCCCGAGCCCCGAUCUCCGUCGUAAGAUUCAACGUCAUCAGGAAACCAAUGUGGUUGUUGUGGGAGGUGGCCUUUCAUCAGCACAGAUUGUGGAUAUGGCCGUACGGAAGGGUGUUACCAAAGUAUGGUUCCUCAUGCGCUCUGGAAUGAAAGUUAAGCACUUUGAUAUCAGUCUGCCGUGGAUGGGCAAAUACAAGAACUGGGAGAAAGCAGCAUUCUGGUCUGCAGAUACCGAUGAAGAACGUCUAGAAAUGAUGAAAGUUGCCCGCAACGGAGGCAGUAUCACGCCUCGUUACGUGAAAAUUGUCAAAGACCACGCAGCACACGACCGCGCAUCCAUUCACACACAUACCACCAUCACCGCCCAUAAAUACAACCCGGAAACUCAGAGCUGGGCAUUGACCACCGAUCCGCCGAUCCCAAACCUCCCUGCUAUUGACUUUAUCUACUUCGCAACCGGAGCACGUGCCGACGUGACCGAGAUGCCACUCCUACGUAACAUGAACGCGGAGUAUCCUAUCGCCGUCAAAGAAGGGUUACCAUGCCUCACAGAUGAUCUCAUGUGGCGUGAAGACGUACCCUUAUUCAUGACAGGUAGGAUGGCAGGAUUACGAUUGGGACCUGGGGCUCCGAACCUCGAAGGGGCCAGGCUGGGAGCAGAGCGAAUCGCCUGGAGCCUGGAAGAUAUUCUGGAAAAGAAAAGGGAGGUUGGGAAUCAGUGCGCCGUCGAAGGGUUCUGCGGGCUGGGAAAUCGGUAUGCCUCGUUGGUCGGUGAUAACGACGAGUAG